Blepharisma stoltei is the source of this 3832-nucleotide messenger RNA. Lineage: Eukaryota; Ciliophora; Heterotrichea; Heterotrichida; Blepharismidae. The record is from the annotation of a GenBank genome assembly.
AUGAACUGCUCGCUACAAAUCCCUUUUAUCUUUUGGAACAAGAAAGGACAAGAAUUAACCCAUAAUUUCUCAUCUCUUGCAUGCCACGAUAAUCUAAUUUGCACAGGCAGUGAGACAGGCGAUAUCUGCAUUUGAAGACCAAGCAGCAACCAAUACUCUCCAGAAAUAAUAUGCACAAUAGGUAUUGAAUCUGUAUGCCGAGCACUCGAAUUUAUCAAAGCACCGUGCCCAGAGUUAAUUGGAAGCACUAUUUGGCUAAUCUCUCUACAUCAAGACAAUCGAUUACGAUGCUGGGACCUAAACGAUGGAAGAUGCAUGAGCAUUUCAGAAUCCGCCAUACUUCCAGAGCAUGUGAUGCUAAACAAAAUGCUUAAAAUCCAGGACAGGUUUGUCGCAAUUUCUGGGGAAUCCUCUGAUAUUUAUUUCAUAGAUACAUGGGCAAUGGAGAGAAUUGCAUACUUUUCAAUGCCAGGAGAGGUGGUUUAUAUUGAAACCGCAUACUUUAGCAAUAAUCUUAAUUUGUUAUCGCUAGAUGCAACAGGAGAACUCGAUGUUUGGACAAUACCUGACUUAAAAGAUUAUUACUAUGAUAGAGAUAAUUUGCCUCAGAUUAAUCCUGAUCCAUGGCAGAAUUUUCAGCUGAAGGAAGAAAUGCCGUCAUUGAUGAAAUCUUCAAGUGACGCUGGACUUUUAGCAGUUGUGUACGAGUAUUACGUGUGGUUCAUUCAUUAUUCUUGGUUUGAUUUGCCUUUUCCACAUGAAGCAAUUUUAGAUGUGAACAGCAAAAUUAUUGACGCCAAGCUCGACUGCGAAUUUUUUUAUGUGUUAUUGGAUAAUGGGGAAGUUUAUAAAUAUGAUGUUGAUGAAAUUUUAAACACUAUUGAAGUCACAAAAAUAAAUACUAAGUUUUCUGGUCAACCUCUAACCAAAAAGACUUAUCAAUUUGAGUUAGACCAUAUUUCUAUAGACGCUAAAAUCCCGGUAACCCUCACAAAAUUUUUCAAGGAUGAUAUCAUAUCUGUUCAUAACUCGAAAAUUUUUAUUACCAACGUGCUGGAUGAAGAAAAAUAUACUUUGCAAAAUAUUUCUGAAUUUUCAACGAAAAAGCACGAUAUUUAUUGCUAUGCAGAUUACAGCUUUGAAACAUAUUUAAAGCCUGGAGAAGAAAUUACUGUUUCAGCCUUAGUAGCUUAUGAGUAUCUCCCAUUUUAUAUCAUUGGCACUACUUUGGGAAGAAUAUUAGUAACACCAACCACAUUGGGCCAUUCAAUUUUCAUAUAUAGCUAUCACAAAUCACCUAUUACUUGUGUCUAUUUAAACAGAGAAAAAUUCAUCAGUUGUAGCUCAGAUAACGUUCUUUGCUUAUGAAACUUUCGAGCAUAUGUGAAAGCAAUUGACCGAAAUACAGUAAUAACUGAGCCUUUGCAGACCUUAAAUGUCUGAUGCAGCCCAGUCAAGACCUUAAUCCCAGUUUCCUGCUUAAAAGAAACUAUGGCUGCUGGAAAUGAAGAAGGUCUUAAGUUCAGCAAAGAAAGGUGGGAGCAAACUUUAUUAGCUCAGUGCGAAGAUGGGUCAAUUUUACUUAUCACUUUAGCCAACAAAGCAUCUUUAUGCUAUUUCCAAGCUCUCAGCUCCAGAAUAAAAGAAGCAGAAGUUCACGUAGGCUUAGAAUACCUCCUGGUUAAAUGCGAUGAUGGCUACAUCUAUCUUUUCAACAUGAUCAUGCAGGCUUUAGAAAGAAUCAUCUCAAAAGACGAAGCCCAUAAAAUUUUCAGGAAAUCCAAAAGACAAGCAACCUUGCACAUUUCAUACGAGAGCACUGAUUUAGGUCUUUCGCAAUACCAUCAAAUUAUCCACUACAAUUUAAGGCAAAAUUAUGUCUCUAAAUAUUCUGAUCCUUUCGUAAUUAGAAAUAUAUGGAUUGGAGGAAGGGAGUACCAAGUUUUGUUUUUGAAUAUAGAAAGCAUCGAAAAAAGAGUUGAAAAAAAAUUAAUUGCGCUGCCUUAUAUGGAAUAUGUGAUGGGGUUGCUAGGGUAUUGAAAUGAAGAGUUUGCAACACAGAUAAAAAUUGUGGAAAACUUGAAAUCUUUGAUGAAACUCAGUGAGCCCAGAGUCUGCGCAGGAAUUGGGGCGAUUGGGCUGAAUCAUGCUUUAUCGUUUACAUUGCCGAAAGAGAAGAGCAAUUAUGAAAUCUCUGGCUACCUUUCAGCUCAAUUAAUGACUGCGAAUUUGUCUUUACUGGUAGCUUUAAGCUCUAUAGAGGUAAACUUGAAAGCUGCAAUUAAGAAAAUUGCCGAGUCAUACAUGAGAAAUUAUAAGUUCAAAUUCCCAGAUCUAACGUUCUUUAUACUGCAUUCUUUAUCAGACAAUAGGCCGUCCAAGCAUUUGCAAGAUUUUUUCAUGAAAAUUUUGGACCCUGACACUAAGAAAAGCUGUUUUGAAGUUCUUUUAUCAGUUUUUCUGUCAAAACCUGUGAAAUGUAGGUCUCCUUCGAAGAAGCUAAGCUCUGUUCCUAAUAUAAAUUGCUUUAUGCCUCAAAAAGAGCAGAGAACAUAUAUUCCAUUUGUGGAAAGCUUAAUAGUCACAUAUUUAGGAUAUAUCUCUAUAAAUUCAGAUCAUAUUAAUUCAGAGACAACAGAUAAAUUGGUGACUGUCUAUAGAUGCAUGCUAAAAACUGGGAUGCAAGGGAAUAUAACAAUAGCUGCUGAGCUCUUAGGUAAAGGGAUGCAGCAAUGAAAGCAUUACGCUGUAUUAUAUUAAUUAUAGUUAGGAGUCUUUCUCCUAUUGCAUCUCAAUCGAGUAGUCUCCGUAGAAGACUCGUUCAGCUGCCAGCGAAACCUACCUGAGUAUGUCAGCAUUUCCACCAGAGAUAGCUCUCCUUCAGCUUUCGGUCUUGUUUCUAAAUGCUGCCUUUGGAUUCCUUCAAACGACGCAUAUUUCAUAACGAUUAUUUUCUCAGAACAUUGGGAUAAUUAAAAUAUGGUUGUACAGCAAGAUCCCCAAACCAGAAACAGAUUCGUGAGAGGACGGGCUGAUGAUGUCGCUAUUUAUUUGUGUAUUGCAAUGAAAGCAAGAUCUUGUAGAAAAUAAACUUGAAGAUAUUAUAAAUGAAUUGCUAACUCAUAGCUGCAGUCCUGAUCCUCUUAUAAAGAAAACCCUUUAUAAAGCAAUCCUGAGACUUGCUUCUUGCGAAAUUCAAGUAUUUCUAGACUGCAUUUAUAAUGGCACCAAAAAAUCUUCAGACAAAAUUUAUUCAGCCAACUGCUUAUCAGCCCUGUCUACAUUUAUUGAAAAAAGAUAUGAUGAAAUCUCAAUGGUUCUUCCAAACGUCAUGAAUGUGCUACUAGCAUGUUUAGACCCCUCAACCUCCGGUAUAAGGAAAAAUUGCAUCGAAAAAGCUGUUGAUUGCUUGCAAAAGCUCGUGAUUUCUUUGCCAAUGGUAGCUUACAACCAAGAAAAACAAAAAUUUGCCAUUGGAACUGUUGAGAGCAGCAUUAUGAUUUAUGAUCUUAAAACAGCUACCAAGACUAAAGAGCUGUUUGGCCAUGAUUCAUCAAUAUCUGCUUUGGAAUUCAACCCAAGUGGAAGCACACUGGCUUCUUAUAGCUAUCAAGAUUUUUCAAUAAGGAUAUGAAAAUUAGAUGGAGGAUUUUUAGGCUUUAUGGGAGGAGAAAUAAGAGCAAAUCGUAUUAUAAUACUCCCAGAAAUCGACCCUGUUGUAGUCACAUAUCGGGAAUUUCUGGAUACGAUUACGCUAAGCUGGACUGAAGAUGGAAAAAAUGUGCAUUUGAUGAGAGAAAAUGCAAAGCAUUACACAUUCUCUUUAAAUUAA